Molecule: messenger RNA, 747 nt
Organism: Neospora caninum
Lineage: Eukaryota; Apicomplexa; Conoidasida; Eucoccidiorida; Sarcocystidae
Exons: 3
Coding region: 1-747 (248 amino acids)
Molecular function (GO): RNA binding
Source: RefSeq, a predicted model, not a curated record
AUGGAGAAGUACAGAAAGGUUCCUAAGGACAAGGAGCCUAUUGGCUCCAACGAGAUCCGCAUUACUUCGGCAGGAAAAGUGAUGAACUACGUGGCGUACGCAGCACGACUUCUGACGGAGCAGAACAUGCGCAAAAUCACCAUCAAGGCAACAGGCAAUGCCAUCGCACGUGCCGUGACCUUGGCAGAAGUCCUGAAACGCCGCUUCAAGGGGCUUCACCAAAUCACAAAAUGUGGAAGCACGACGAUCACUGACGUGUAUGAACCAACUGAGGAAGGACUGGACAAGGUCAAGGAAGACCGCGUCGUUUCCUUCCUCGAAAUCACGCUCUCAUUCGACCUUCUGGAUCAGAAAGACCCCGGAUAUCAGGCCCCGAUCGAUGAGAGCCUCGUGAAGGAAAUGAAGCCCGAGGAAAUCACCAAAACCGGAGGCUUCCGCGAGCGCGGUGGAUUCCGCGGGGGUUACCGAGGUGGAUACCGCGGGGGAUACAGCCGGGGCGCCUACAGAGGAGGCGGCGACUUCCGUGGAGGCUACAACAGGGGAGGAUUCCGUGGCCGUGGAGGCUACAGAGGGGGACGUGGAGGUGACUACGAGGGGGAGUACAGGAAUGGUGACUAUGGAGCCGAGUAUAACAACGGCGAGUUCGGAAACGACUACAGCGGUGGCUAUAGAGGCAGGGGGCGAGGUCGCGGCUUCAGGGGAGGCGCGGUUGGUAGCUACCGCGGCGGCCGAGGACGACCGGAGUAG